This is a messenger RNA of Maylandia zebra (zebra mbuna), 1185 nucleotides long. It is a transcript of the gene ttc9c, whose product is annotated as tetratricopeptide repeat domain 9C. NCBI's taxonomy places the organism in Eukaryota, Metazoa, Chordata, Actinopteri, Cichliformes, Cichlidae. Gene Ontology annotation, molecular function: protein binding. The record is from RefSeq and is a predicted model, not a curated record.
CCAUAGAAAGGCAAGCAAGGAAGCGCACGUGUGGCAGCAACAACUAAGAUGACUACCAGCUGAAAAGUAGCUAUCCGUGGAUUGUCGCUUCACUGGCGUAAGCUGAUUAGCUUCACUGCAGACAUGGAGGGUGCUGGUGGGGAGGCUAGCCUAGAUGUACAGGGGGCGGCGGCGGCAGCAGCACCGAGCCUCUUUGGACACAAACCAAAUUCUGCUAAGCCGGUUUCAGCUUUGCUAGAGGAAGCAGCCCAGCUGAAAACAGAAGGAAAUGCUUUCUACAAGGAUAAGAACAUUCGCUCAGCCAUUGGUCGUUAUCACCGCGCUCUUCUGCUCCUGCGAAGCAUUGACUCAGAUGUGACGACAUCAGUGAAAGGGUUUGGGCCUGAGACACCUGUGCUCACACCUGAACAGGAGGCUUUAUUGAGAAAUACUCAAGUGGACUGCUACAACAACCUUGCUGCCUGUUUGCUGCAGAGAAAGACUGUUGAUUAUACUCGUGUGCAGGAGUACAGUCUGCGAGUGCUAAAGUGGCGACCAGGCAAUGCCAAAGCGCUGUACAGGGCCGGGGUAGCCACUCUGGAGAUGGGAGAUGCAGAGACAGCCAAAGAGUACCUCAUCCAGGCCUCUAAAGAGCAGCCUAAUGAUGCCAAUGUGAGGAAGUACCUGCAGAGGGCUGAGGAGAAACUCAGUCGGGACUUACAAAAAGAGAAAGCCAUGUAUCGAGGCAUGUUUUCCUCCAACCAGAAUGAUCGCUCCGAGGGUGGGAUUAACCAAACCAGAAGAGCUGGCGACGGCGUUUAGCCCACAAGCUGAAUGUGCCAAAUAAAACCUCAGCCUGAGAGACUGCUCCAACCUCAGACCACACCACAAAGGGGUUAAAGAAUGUUUACAUGUCUUGAACGACUCUUGCUGUGUCUCCAUGGGAGAGGAUUGACGUAAGCAUAACAGACAUUAUACAGACUUGAGGAAAGCAGUCAGUUGGAAAGCAAAGAUGUCACUGCUGAAAAUAGAAAAGACAGAAAAGUUGGUUUCCUAGCAACACAGUCUAAUAUAGUUCACAAAAUGCUUCUGAAAGCUAAAGAGGCUCUUCAUGCACUACUCAAUUGCCUCUGUGAUUGCAGUUGUUUGGUCAGUGAUAUGAAUGUUAAUUUUGUGACUUUUCAAUAAAAAUAUUUGUUAAAAAAA